AUGUCUAACAACCACGACAGCAGCAAGCAGCCUUCUAAAAGGGAGUCUCGCUGGGACAAGUGGGCUAUGAAUCUCGUCAAGUCUGACAGACUCGAGAUUAAGGGUCCAUCCGAGGAGCAGCUCGUUGAAGCCAAUAGCUCUUCUAAGAAUGCUUCCCUCACGGUUAUGGGUCAACCUCUUCCUGGUGCCGGAUCUUCCAAGGAUGCUUCCAUCGUUGCCAUGGGCCAGCGUCUCCCUACUACCCAUGUCACCGUCACCAUCCGCUUCCCCCACGGCGACGUCCUCUUGCCCUGA
Molecule: messenger RNA, 294 nt
Organism: Fusarium odoratissimum NRRL 54006
Lineage: Eukaryota; Fungi; Ascomycota; Sordariomycetes; Hypocreales; Nectriaceae
Exons: 3
Coding region: 1-294 (97 amino acids)
Source: RefSeq, a predicted model, not a curated record